AUGGCGUCCAAACGGCAUUCGCGGCGGGGACGCCCCUCUCUCGUCAUUCCGACCUGCCACCGGAGAUCACGCUCGAUCCACACCACUCUCCACUGCGCCCAACCCCCGCGCGGUCUAACCCUGCCAGCCCUGCUUCCGCUUCUCCUGCUCCUCCUGCCCCUCGUCGCCGCGUCGCUGUUGCUUCCCGCCGCCGUCGCCGCCACCGCCACCGCAGCAGCGGCAGACGCAUCGAAGCGAACGAGCACCGUGAAGGCUCGGAGACAAUCUCUCGAUAUAAGCACAUCGUCCGGCGUGAGCGCCGACCUCGGUGUAGGAACAGAGCUGGGCGGUGCCGUUUCCCUCCUUCCCGUAAAGCCGUUUUUCGUCGACGGUUCCAGUCGCACAAUCAAGCUGGCGGCAAUGACGGCCGCGACCGGCAAGGCACAUUUUAUCGGGAGCCGGAAAAUCCGCCAGAACAGGCGCGGGCGCAGUGAAGGGUGUAACGACAGGCGCGCGGAAGGGUGCAAUGACGGGCGCGGGGAAGGGUGCAGUGACAGGCGCGGGGAAGGGUGCGGGAGUAGAGGAGCGGGAACAGGGAAGGGGAAGGUAUCGCCGGGAACGGGGACGGGCGGGAAGAAAGGAACGGGGACAGGCGCAGGGAAAGGAACGGGAACGGGCGCGGGGAAAGGAACGGGAAAGGGAAAGGGAGCGGGCGCAGGGUAUGGAACCAGGACGGGCGUGGGGAAAGGUACGGGGACAGGCGCAGGGAAAGGAACGGGAACGGGCGCGGGGAAAGGUACGGGGACGGGCGCGGGAAAAGGAACAGGAACAAGGGCGGGGAAAGGCACAGGAAAGGGAAAGGGAACGGGCGCGGGAAACGGAACCAGGGCGGGAGUGGGGAAAGGAACGGGUUCGGGCGCCGGGAAAGGGACGGGAACGGGCGCGGGGAAAGGUACAGGGGCGGGCGCGGGGAAAGGAACGGGGACGGGCGCGGGGAAAGGGACGGGGACGGGCGCGGGGAAAGGGACGGGAACGGGCGCGGGGAAAGGAACAGGGACGGGCGCGGGGAAAGGAACGGGGACGGGCGCGGGGAAAGGAACGGGGACGGGCGCGGGGAAAGGGACGGGAACGGGUGGGGGAACAGGGACGGGAAGGGGUGGGGGGAAAGGAACUGGGACGGGCGCGGGAAAGGGAACGGGGACGGGCGGGGGGAAAGGGACAGGAACGGGUGGGGGGAACGGUAAGGGGAGCGGCGCAGGCAAGGGGAAUGGGACGGGGAGUGGCGCAGCCAAGGGGGGUGGGACGGGGAGUGGUGCAGGCAAGGGGGGUGGGACGGGGAGUGGCGCAGGCAAGGGGGGUGGGACGGGGAGUGGCGCAGGCAAGGGGGGUGGGACGGGGAGUGGCGCAGGCAAGGGGAAUGGGACGGGGAGUGGCGCAGGCAAGGGGAAUGGGACGGGGAGCGGCGCAGGCAAGGGGAAUGGGACGGGGAGUGGCACAGGCAAGGGGGGUGGGACGGGGAGUGGCGCAGGCAAGGGGGGUGAGACGGGGAGUGGCGCAGGCAAGGGAGGUGGGACGGGGAGUGGCGCAGGCAAGGGGGGUGGGACGGGGAGUGGCGCAGGCAAGGGGGGUGGGACGGGGAGCGGCGCAGGCAAGGGGGGUGGGACGGGGAGCGGCGCAGGCAAGGGGGGUGGGACGGGGAGCGGCGCAGGCAAGGGGGGUGGGACGGGGAGCGGCGCAGGCAAGGGGAAUGGGACGGGGAGCAGUGCAGGCAAGGGGGGUGGGACGGGGAGCGGCGCAGGCAAGGGGGGUGGGACGGGGAGCGGCGCAGGCAAGGGGGGUGGGACGGGGAGCGGCAGAGGCAAGGGGGGUGGGACGGGGAGCGGCGCAGGCAAGGGGGGUGGGACAGGGAGCGGCGCAGGGAAAGGGAAUGGGAGCGGAGGGAGUGGAGGGAGUGGAGGGGGCGGAGGGAGAGGAGGGAGUGGAGGGGGCGGAGGGAGUGGAGGGGGCGGAGGGAGUGGAGGGAAUGGAGGGGGCGGAGGGGGAGGAGGGAGUGGAGGGGGCGGAGGGAGUGGAGGGAGUGGAGGGGGCGGAGGUGGAGCAGCAGGCUCCGGAGGCCAAGCGGCAGGCGGAGUGGCUGGGUCUGGCCUGUCACUGGAGCAGCAAGCUAGGAUUGCUGAAGUGAACAAGGUUUAA
Messenger RNA from Closterium sp. NIES-65, 2172 nucleotides. NCBI's taxonomy places the organism in Eukaryota, Viridiplantae, Streptophyta, Zygnematophyceae, Desmidiales, Closteriaceae. The record is from the annotation of a GenBank genome assembly.